CUCACAACUAAUUCUUAUGAUCGAUUUUAAGUCUCUUAACUAAUGAACCUGUUUCUUAGAGAUUUGAUACCUUGUCCAGUUAUAGUUUACAUAGUCAAUAACAUGGAAGAUUCAAGAUUGGACUAAUAUAAUAUCAAACUGUAUAGUAUAGUAUUCAACUAAUUAAAAAUCUAAUUUGACCUUUUAUUGUGUUUAAGCUAUAAUUAGUAUAUGAUCUAUUGAGCUUAUCACGUCUUUCAUCGCCAGCGUGAAUCGUGAUUUGUUUAAUCAUUCACAGUCUGAUUAUUGAAGUUUUCUUGCUUGCAAGGAACUACAUUUUCUUCUUAUUUUCUCAAAUUUUUGCUCAAGAAAUGGUAAUAAUACAGUAUAACACCUGAAAUUCAAACCUCAAAAUUAAAGGCUUACUGUAAUUAUUGCAUGGACGGUGCCUUGUUGUUAAGCAAUGGGUAGUGAAUUGUUAAGGUCAUCAUCAGGCAGGUCUCAGAGAUGGCUCAGAAAGAAAGCCAAGAAAUCCGAACCGUCUAGCUCGGCUGAAGUUUCAGAUAGUGAACCUGAGGAAUACCAGAGCCAUAGUUUUGUGACAUCUAGAGAUAUCAGAUCUUCAGGGUUAACACAUGAACUAAGGGUUUUCGUGGGGACAUGGAAUGUGGGUGGAAAAUCACCAAUAGGAAGCCUAGCUGCAGAUUUGGAUGAAUGGCUAAAUUUAAAGAACGCAGUGGACAUUUACGUUCUUGGGUUUCAAGAGAUUGUACCUCUUAAAACAAUGACAGUGAUCGGAAUGGAAGAUUAUACAGAUGCAAGAAAAUGGAACCUGCUAAUAGGAAAAACUCUCAACAAUAAAGUUGGGUGUGUUUGGUUAACACCUACAAUGAAUUCUCCAAUAAUUAGUGACGAUUAUGAAUAUGCCAAGCCUUCGAAUUCUAGAGGAGAAACGAGAUUUAAAAGAAGCACGACUCCAUUGAGAGAGAGAUUGAAAAGUCAACAUGACGGACAACAAGGUGGAAAUGCUGCAUAUAAAUUGAUGGCCAGCAAGAAGAUGGUCGGAAUCUUCAUAAGUGUAUGGAUGAAAAGGGAUAUUAUAAGGAAGUAUAGAGUAUCAAAUGUCAAGGCAUUUCCUGUUGCUUGUGGUAUAAUGGGUUACUUGGGGAACAAAGGUGCUGUCUCAGUCAGUAUGUCAAUAGAUGGAACUAGUUUCUGCUUCAUUACUGCUCAUUUGGCUUCCGGACAGAAGAAAGGGGAUGAGUUGCGAAGGAAUCAACAAGUUGGGGAAAUCUUCAAGCGAACAACCUUCCCUCGCCUUCCUCAAGAGUUUGAUGAUCCUCUUCCUCCCACCAUAUCCGGACACGACCGAAUAUUCUGGUUUGGGGACCUGAACUACCGACUAUGCAUGGAUGAUGAUAAGGCCAGGGAGCUGAUAAGAAAGAAGAAAUGGAAAGAACUGCAGAAGUUUGACCAGCUCAAGAAGGAACAACAGCAAGGAGUAUUCCAAGGCUGGAAAGAAGGGGAUAUAGAGUUUGCACCCACCUACAAGUACUCUGUAGAACUUGGAAAUAGAUACACAGGAGACAAACACGCCCCAUUCAAUCCAAAUACAGGAGAAAAGCGAAGAACCCCAGCAUGGUGUGACAGGAUUAUGUGGUUCGGGAAAGGGAUACAACAACUUUCCUAUGUUCGUGGAGAAAGUAAAUUCUCUGACCAUAGGCCAGUCUCUGCCCUUUUCACCACAGAAGUUGAUGUCCUGGGACCUGCUAAUUCAAAGACAGUUGCAUUAAGCAAGUUUCUUACAUCCAUGAAUCUCUCUAGAUUUGAUGUAACUCCUGGCCAAGCCACCAUCAUCCCUAAACGUACGUUAUUAUCACUGAUCAAAGCAGAAGCAGAAGAAUCAGCAAGAGAAACUGUAGAUAAUACACAAAAUAGGUCAUAGCAUUAAGCUGGUGUUUCCCACGGCACAUUGCUGCAGCUUAACAGGGUUUUAUAGGUGAAGAUAACUGCAACACAUCCCUAAUCACCCUAUUGAUGUUUAUAGCCUCAUACGAUUAUUCAUUCUUUCAUCCUCUCUUCCAUGUCACCAUCUUGGUGGUGGCAGUGAAGAGGGGGUCCUUGGACAUCAGUUGUGAUUUUCCCCCUCUUUUGCCCUCUUUGCUUCUAGUAUAACUUAAUACACGAGUACACAACACAGUACAGAAGUACAGUAGCAAAAGUCAUUGGUGCAGAACUCAGGGGAAAAGCCAUCAGAGUU
Messenger RNA from Spinacia oleracea (spinach), 2239 nucleotides. Its product is annotated as type IV inositol polyphosphate 5-phosphatase 6. The coding region runs from base 443 to 1924 and encodes 493 amino acids. Gene Ontology annotation, molecular function: phosphatidylinositol-3,4,5-trisphosphate 5-phosphatase activity; phosphatidylinositol-4,5-bisphosphate 5-phosphatase activity; inositol-polyphosphate 5-phosphatase activity. NCBI's taxonomy places the organism in Eukaryota, Viridiplantae, Streptophyta, Magnoliopsida, Caryophyllales, Amaranthaceae. The record is from RefSeq and is a predicted model, not a curated record. Gene Ontology annotation, biological process: phosphatidylinositol dephosphorylation. The transcript has 7 exons.